AUACAAGGGAGCGGGGCGGGCAGAGGGGAGGCGCUCGCUCCCGGUCCCCCUCAAAAGCUGCGAGCCCACUGGCAACUCCUGAGUCUGCUCAGCUCCCGCGGAAAGAAAAGCAGGAAAAAGCGAGAAGCCUGCAUCGCAGCGGUGGGGCGUUGGACCUCCAGGGGACAGAUCCUCUCCCUCCCUCCCUCCCUGGAGCGCUUUCCCGCCCGCCACGCCGCACUCAGCAGGUGGCCAUGGCCUCCCUGCCGACGACGCAGGACCCCUUGGCUCCUGACUUGCCUUCCGGACUCCCCCCAGCAGCGGCCUCAGCUCCGGGGGGCAACCAGAGCGCCGCAGAGGCCCCGGUGGGCAACGGGUCAGCCGCCGGCGCCGGCGCCCCGGCCGCCACGCCGUUCCAGAGCCUGCAGCUGGUGCACCAGCUCAAGGGGCUGAUCGUGCUGCUCUACAGCCUCGUGGUGGUCGUGGGGCUGGCGGGCAACUGCCUGCUGGUGCUGGUGAUCGCGCGGGUGCGCCGGCUGCACAACGUGACCAACUUCCUCAUCGGCAACCUGGCGCUGUCCGACGUGCUCAUGUGCGCCGCCUGCGUGCCGCUCACGCUGGCCUACGCCUUCGAGCCGCGCGGCUGGGUGUUCGGCGGCGGCCUGUGCCACCUGGUCUUCUUCCUGCAGCCCGUCACGGUCUACGUGUCCGUGUUCACGCUCACCACCAUCGCCGUGGACCGCUACGUCGUGCUGGUGCACCCGCUCCGCCGCCGCAUCUCGCUGCGCGUCAGCGCCGGCGCGGUGCUGGCCAUCUGGGCGCUGUCCGCGGUGCUGGCGGUGCCCGCCGCGCUGCACACCUACCACGUGGAGCUGCCGCCGCACCGCGUGCGCCUCUGCGAGGAGUUCUGGGGCUCCCGGGAGCGCCAGCGCCAGCUCUACGCCUGGGGGCUGCUGCUCGUCACCUACCUGCUCCCCCUGCUGGUCAUCCUCCUGUCCUACGUGCGGGUGUCCGUGAAGCUCCGCAACCGCGUGGUGCCGGGCUGCGUGACCCAGAGCCAGGCCCACUGGGACCGCGCGCGGCGCCGCCGCACCUUCCGCCUCCUGGUGGUGGUGGUGGUGGUGUUCGCCGUCUGCUGGCUGCCGCUGCACGUCUUCAACCUGCUGCGCGACCUCGACCCGCGCGCCAUCGACCCCGACGCCUUCGGGCUGGUGCAGCUGCUCUGCCACUGGCUCGCCAUGAGCUCCGUCUGCUACAACCCCUUCAUCUACGCCUGGCUGCACGACAGCUUCCGCGAGGAGCUGCGCAAGAUGCUGCUGGCCUGGCCGCGCAAGAUCGCGCCGCAAGGCCAGAGCAUGACCGUCAGCGUGGUCAUCUGAGGCCCACGGCGCCGGGCCUGGGCUGGGGAGCCCCGUGACCACUGGUCCCCGAGGGUGCCCACCGAGCUCCGGCUGGAGGGCUUGUUCCUAGGACCGGAGCUCAGCCAAGACGGGCAAAACUUCCAGCCCAGCAGCGCCCCUGCCCCGCAGCAUGGCCUGAUCCUCUCUAAAGCGUUGCUUUGGUGCCAGUGCUUUGCUUGGGGAGAGGAGAAGGGAUUUAUUAUUUUUCUCUUUAUGCUUUAAAGGCCAAACAAAGCUCUUCGGGUUUAAAACAGUGUUUCCAUAUCAUGGCUGCCUCCCAGGCCUUGUCUUCUGUUUGCUCAAUUCGGGGAGGAGAAGGAACAAUGGGGGUUGGAGUUAAAGUGACUGCGUAGGAGUUUGGCAAAGCUCUUCUGUUUGCCUUUCCAAACGGAUGCAAUUGUUAAGGCUGAGCUGUAAUACCUGGUAUUGCUUAGUGAAUGCGAACCCAUGUAUUUUCUAAAAUUGCGGGGAAUAUGUAUAGCAGUCUACAUCUAGGCUGUUAGCAUUUCCUGAAUAAGAAAGACCUUGAUAUGCCAAAAAGGUUUUCAUUUGAAAUCCACUUGCAUUUAGAGUACAGCACACUUACAAACGACCUUUGAAAAGGUCUUGCUAUUUUGUUCCCUCUCCUCAUCCUCAACUUCCAUUUGAAAAUAAUGAGAUAAAUUAGUUAUCGAAGAGAUAAAUAAAUAGGAAUAAAGGGGGAAAGGCACCAGUCGCUUAAGGGGACAGGUAGCCACGCAGAGGACAGACAUCCUAGCUGUGUGCAUGUUUGUGUAUGCACACCCAGGGCUUGCCACUAGGUGGGCACACACAUGUUUCCUUUCCUGAACGUGCAGUGUCAGCUGCGUGCCACAGCAUGCUCCUGCGUUCUCCACUUGCUCGGCUGCAGCAGAUCCACAGCUGUCUUCUCACCGCUCAGCGCUUGCUCUCUAGUGACAUGCUUGGAACAUGAUCAAUCCAGAUGACAAGGCCCGGGAGAAGUUUCCUUAAGGCCCAGACAGAAAAAUAAGCAGCCACUCCCAGGAUCCAUAGAUCAAACAUGCCGUUCCUUCCACACACGGUUAAGGGAACAGGUGAAGGCCAUUGAGCCACGACACCAUGCUGCUGCUUCUCACCUUACCCUCCUGAGGGCCUUUUGUAAACGAGGACAAGUGCCCUGUGGCGAGGGUUUCCACACUGAUGUUGGCACAGCGGCUGGGCAAGUGAGGGAAGGAGCUUAGGAAAUGACGCGUGAAAUCCAGCUGUCAGAUCAGCCCCUGAGCAGACGGGGCCUGAGCUGUCUGCAGCCUCUCGGUCACCAACUGUGAGAUUCCAGAGCCGCCACCGCUUACUAAGCAGCUGGAUCAGUGUUCCCCCACAUCCGCUCCUCUCACUCUCAGAAAGGAGCCCAUUAAGGUGUUCCCUGAAAGGAAGGGAACGAGGAGGCGAUUUGGGGAUGGCAAGGAUCCGAUGCUAUUACUCCAAUGCCAGCAACCAGGAUGGAAGCGUGAGGUUUCGUGCUUGGGCUAGUUAUCAGUCUGAGUCGUCAGUAGUUAUAUGACUGGAGUUUUCGCAGCAUGGGGAAGGGUAGGAAAAGCCUGGCUUGGGAGAAAGAAAGACAGGUUAAUGCAAGCUACCUUUGACGACGACACUGACACCCGCUGUCGGCUUCCCCUGUGGGUGUGGAGAACAAAGACCCUGUGCUCUCAGGAUGUAGCCCUCCCACAAUCUUGUGUCACUCCCCUGUCCCAGAUGCAUCCCAGGGACAGGUUCCUGGGCCCCCAGCGCUUCCAUUACUUAUGAGGCUCAAGGCCACACUUUUCAUGUUUCC
This is a messenger RNA of Pipistrellus kuhlii (Kuhl's pipistrelle), 3189 nucleotides long. It is a transcript of the gene PRLHR, whose product is annotated as prolactin releasing hormone receptor. Bases 234 to 1358 code for a protein of 374 amino acids. NCBI's taxonomy places the organism in Eukaryota, Metazoa, Chordata, Mammalia, Chiroptera, Vespertilionidae. Gene Ontology annotation, biological process: G protein-coupled receptor signaling pathway. The transcript is spliced from 2 exons. The record is from RefSeq and is a predicted model, not a curated record. Gene Ontology annotation, molecular function: neuropeptide binding; neuropeptide Y receptor activity. Gene Ontology annotation, cellular component: plasma membrane; neuron projection.